This is a messenger RNA of Alternaria atra, 366 nucleotides long. RefSeq lists its product as uncharacterized. NCBI's taxonomy places the organism in Eukaryota, Fungi, Ascomycota, Dothideomycetes, Pleosporales, Pleosporaceae. The transcript has 3 exons. Bases 1 to 366 code for a protein of 121 amino acids. The record is from RefSeq and is a predicted model, not a curated record.
AUGGCUACUACCAAUCAUUCGGCGCAAUUCCAGGAGCCUCCUGUCAAUGGGCUUCCAGGAGCUACAAGCACAACCCCCUCCCACGUUGAUGUUGAUGGUCCUUCCCGUGACGACAUCGAUCUUCAAUUCCAAGAACCAAUCGCUCGAGAAGCCUCUACCUCUACAUCUACUUCUGUUUCUCCCAAUGACGAUGACACUUCGCUCCAGAAGACCACAUCUGAGAAACUCAAGGAUGCAGUGAAGAAGCCAUUCAGCAGUUCAGCCGAAAGCCCCAACUCGCAUACGCUAGGCAACAAAGAUAUCACCAGCCCGGAGAUGGCAGCUGCGAAUGAGGUCCUUGCAGCCAAGGAUCUCAAAUCGCCGUAA